Tachysurus fulvidraco (yellow catfish) is the source of this 3020-nucleotide messenger RNA. RefSeq names its product GRAM domain-containing protein 2B-like. NCBI's taxonomy places the organism in Eukaryota, Metazoa, Chordata, Actinopteri, Siluriformes, Bagridae. The coding region runs from base 329 to 1387 and encodes 352 amino acids. The record is from RefSeq and is a predicted model, not a curated record. The transcript is spliced from 13 exons.
GUCUCUAUGGUCUGGUUUUUACCCGGAAAAAUAAAACUGUUAAAAGAAACAGGUUUCUCUGCUUUAGAAAGUAAGAUCUAUUCAAGCUGAACGGCAUGGCUAUACAAUUCAGAGCAAAAGUGAAUGUUCAUUCAAAGAAGAGAGUGAGCAUGAGUUAUGUUGUGUUGAGCACAAUUUUAUCCACGUACCAGUUUGGGAGUUUGAACGGUCUCAGUGAAUAAAGCAUUCAUGAGGUGUUGUAUGUGUGAAGUGUCGCACUUUUAGCCUUGAGGUGCACAUUUCAUUAUCUGUUCACAGUCAGAGUCUGGAGCGUUGUCUGUUGUAAGAAAUGGAGCCUGAAUCUUCGGGAUGCUAUUCUCUGGAUUGUGGAGGAGCUCUGGGAAAGUCCAAAGACUGUAAAAUGAGGAGGAGUUUUGAGGGCAUAAAAAGUCGCUUUCUGGAAGAUGCAAAUUGUGAACUCCUUAACAAAAGCCUCCAGAGGAGCAUCUCCAUAAGAACCACCAGUACAAUAGAGGAGGAGGGGGAUAAUCAUACAAACAGACACUUUAAUCGCAGUAGUUUCAAGAACCAUAGCAAAACAUUUUGCAAACAUUUCCCGGAUAUCUCUGAGACGGACGAUUUAAUUCAUGCUUUCACCUGUGCCCUCCAAAAGGAAGUGCUCUACCACGGCAAGAUGUACGUGUCCUACCAGCAUGUGUGUUUCUACUCCUCUGUUCUACUGAAAGAGACCAAGGUCCAGAUAGAUGUGUCUGACAUCCAGAUUAUAAAGAAGAAGAACACAGCACGGGUUGUACCCAACGCAGUCUCCAUCAUCACCAACAAUGGUGACAAAUACCUGUUUGGAUCGCUACACAGUCGAGACGUGUGUUUCAAGGUCCUGAAGUCUAUAUGUCCACAGCUACAGUAUGUAAGAGCCAAUGGAAGCCCUCAAAUGUCUUCUGCAGAAAACGUCCAUGAAAUGGAAGGCGACACAAUUUCCAGUCACUCCAGUCAGGAGGACAGUACAGACCCUCACAGAUCCUCCGAUCCAGGGCAGGACAGGAAGACUGUCCGCAGUGUUCCUUUAUUAUCGUCAGAAUCCAACCCUUCCCAUGUUGAAGCAAGAAACAACUCUGCAUUAUGGAACAACACCAACAGAGAUAGCGGUUCAGAACAGAACACAGGCGUCUCCUGGGUGUCCGUGGUAACAGAGAAGAUCAUAUAUUUCCUCUCCUUCGGAGGCACAACCAGCAUCAACAGACUCAUCACUGUCUAUCUCAUACUAGCUCUGCUCCUGCUCCUGUCAUCCGGCUAUAUUGGUCUGCGUAUUGCAGCUUUGGAAGAGCAGCUAAGCGCAUUGGGAUCAGCGACUGAGCUCGGCGUACAGAGAUCGUAUAAGGAAACAUAACACCUUGCAUACAUGAAGAACCUGAAAGACCCUGAAGGUGUCAAAACAAGGAACUUCUCGUCUCUUAACAUGCAGCACAACAUGAGUCUUCUCUGCCACAGUGAACUGAUCGAGAAUCAAUCUGAAGCCAGCAGACUAUAUUCCCAGCAGGUCUGCUUAGAUUCAGGCUCCAGCCGUGUCCCAAAUAGUGCACCUCAUUUGUCUGGGUGAUGUAACUGAAUGGAGAAUUAACUCUUUCAUGCAUGGCAUCCAACCUCAGGUACAGCUGAAUUCAAAGAUUAAAGGUGUUAAGAUUAAAUAUAAAAAAGAUUAUAUAUAUUAUAAAUAAAUAGAAAUAGAAAUAAAGUCAGAGUCAUUAGAUGGAUUAAGCUUUAAAAUAAACAUUAUUGUGAUCAGGGUUGCCAGGUUUGUUUUUUAUUCUUUCUUUAUUACAAUACAUUUGGAAAAAGGUUACGGUAAACAAAGGGUGUGUGUUAGUUUAGACAAUUUCAUUUCAGUGUGCAAGUUAUAUGUGGAUUAUGAUCAUACCAACAAACAUACUGCAAGUCAGAAAAACACACCACAGUGCACUUGUUUCCCCAGACAAAUAAAAACAAAUGGCCAUAAUUUCAGUACAUUAAAUGUAGUUUGUCUGGUUAUUUUGCUGAGACAUGGCAACCCUUAUCUAGAUACAUACCACCAAACUUUCUAUCCAGGACACAUUGAUUAUACUUCUUUAAAACCAGUUGUCCACAUACAUGGACAUGUCCUGGAUAUAAUUGCACUUUUUCAUUAAAAAAGUUUUAGACUUCGAAUAAAAAUGACUCUAAAACAUAUGCAGUUUAUUAAUGUCUUGAUAGUCAGACCACAGUGGUCUAUACAAUAAAAAUACAUAAAAAAGUUAAUUUAUUGUUAGUAGUACAUUAUUAUUUAAACUUAUUAUUUAAACUUAGAAUUUAUGCAUGAAAGGGUUAAUGCAUGGGACAUGCAGAUCUACUACAUAGGAUACCAGACGUCCCUCAGCCUAGCUCUCAUUAUUCUUUUAAUGUUUUUUUUUUUUUUUUUUGGAAUGGUUUUUUUUUUCUUUUGUUUUUGCACUCAAAGUUAAAAUUUUAUAAACAGAAUUAAUCUAAUGCAUCAUUAUCUGCUUUCAUUUCCAUAAGCUUUUUUUUCUCUUUGCUGUGCUGUGCAUAGAAACAUAGCUUUCAUAGUGAACACAUCAUCUGCAAAACCACUUUUUCAAUAUUUGGCUUCUUUCUUUCCUCUAAGAAACAAAAACUUCUGAUAUUGAUUUCUUUCUGUCUUAUCAGCAGGCACUUAAUUGUUAGUUAAUUUAAUGUUUGUGCUUAGUUCUUCCAGCUUAUUAAUGUGGUACAUUGAGCUAAGUGUAUCUUUAAUUUCCACAGAAUUAUAUUUGAACUAUGUCAUGAAAUGAUUAAAUAAAAAUCUCUAUAUUUUUUCUUUAAAAAGUGUGAAUUUAUCAGACCUUGAAGUGCCAUUGAAGUACAUGCAUGAGAAUGUUUUAGAUUAGAUUUAGAAAGUAAAAGGUUUAUUUCCGGAACAUUAUUUAAAUACAAUUUUGUACAUUUAUUAGGAGCACAGAGCUUCGUUGUUGCUUAAUUAUACACUGGCAGAACACACAUUAAAUCCAAGC